Molecule: messenger RNA, 9770 nt
Organism: Dermacentor albipictus
Lineage: Eukaryota; Metazoa; Arthropoda; Arachnida; Ixodida; Ixodidae
Product: neurofilament heavy polypeptide-like
Source: RefSeq, a predicted model, not a curated record
ACUCGACUACUACAUGGCUAAAAGGUUUCUCGCAGCAAAACACGCGAAGCUGUCUAAAACUUGCAGAAGUAAAGCAUAUUAGUACUGCUGCAACAAUGCACGGCAGCCAAAUUACUCGCGAUUUUCGCAAAACCCCUUUCACCGUUUAGCGCCACAGGCGCGCACGGAUACGCGAUGCCGCCGCAGAACACAUGCCGCUAUGUAGUAGUCCGUGUAAACAAGCGGCGAGACACGAGUUGCACUGGAACCGCAACAAACACACUGCAGUCGGUGGUGAUCCAACGUCAGUUCAGCGUAUAUAUCGCGCGUGUUUCGGUUCGAGUGGCCGCCAUGCUAACCAGUUGACAUAAAUCACAUGGCGCGCGGAGUGAGCGAAAACGCGAGAGGUGCUGCGCCCAUUUGAAAACACAGGGAAGAUGGCUGCCGCUUCAGUGUCGCCGUCGGAAGGGUUGGAGGAGCCCAAAAAAACCUCGGCAGAGUCGGAUAAUUCGGCUGAGCUCGACAACCAGGCGGAGAAUUCGGAGGAUGCCGAGAACACGGUGCUGCCCGGAAAUCUGGUGGAGUCCGUGCUAUCGGAGGAACCAGACGCGCAGGAGCCGCCAGCCAAAUCGGAUGAGUCCAAGAAAUCGGAGAAGGCCAAGAGGUCUUCGGAGAAGGCGAGGAAGCCCGGGAGGACCAGGAAGCCGGAAAAGCCGAAGAAGGUGGUGGUUAUAAAGCCUAAGAAACCCAUCAAGCCGAAGAAGCCGGAGAAACGUAAGAAGGCAGACAAGAAGGCGUCCUCCGCCGAGUCCGAUAAGUCGGCCGAGAGCGCGGCAGACAAGCCGGAGAGACCGAAGAGGUCCGACAAGAGCAAGAAGGCGGACAAGUCCAGCAAGAAGCCCGAGAAGCCUGUCAAGAAGAAGCGUGAGAAGACACCGGAACCCGAGCCGGAGCCGCUGAUCAAUCCCGCGGAUUACCGCUACCGUACCAAGCCGUCGUUCUACCCGCUGCAAGCGAAGCAAGUGGCGCUCAACGUUCUCGGCGCGCUGAUAACCGAGACCAAGAAAGGGAGCACGACGAGCAUCUACGAGCGCGCGGCGGUGCUCACGGGCGUCAGCAUCCGGGCCCUCUUCAAGUGGGUCGCCGAGCACGAGAGGAACGGCCACGUCCUGACGCCGCAGACCAAGCUGCGCGGCGGCAAGGGCAAGAAGCGCAAGCGGAGGAACGCCGACGGCAUCCUCGUCACACCCGAGGAGUACGAGCGGGCCAAGGCGCUCGCCAUCGUCGCAGAAGGCGGCGACCCGUCCGCGCCGCCCAAGAAGAAGCGCAAGCAGUCCCCCAAAAAGAAGCGCGACCCCAACGCCCCUCCGGAGUCGGCCGACGGCGCGCCGGCCGCCCCGAAGCGCGUCAAGCGCCCGCCGGGCACCGGCUCCCCGCGCAAGAACGCCAACAAGGACCCGGCGGCCGUAGCAGCGGCCGCGGCUGCGGCCAGAAGUGUGCCGGCGGCGAUGAUGCGCCCGCCGACGGACGUGCGGAUGGCGGCCGCGGCCAACAACGCGAUGGGCGCGUACGGCUUCCCGACGCCGUGCUUCGACGCCCGGGAGUACGCGGCCCGGAUCGCGCCCAUGAUCCGGCCGCAACUGGACGUGCGUACCGCCGUCGGCGACAACGGCGUGGGCAGCUGCAGCUACGCGUCGCCCCGGCCCACGGUGGCCGCCGACGACUUCGGGGCUCGACACUCGCCGGUGAUGCGGCCGGACGGUGGCCGGCCCAGCUGCGGCUACGCGUCGCCGCCCGCGGACUUUGCGCGGCACUCGCCCGUGAUGCGGCAGCAGCAGCAGCAGCAACCGUCGGACGUGCGACCGCCGACCGACGCGAGCAACGGCAUGGUGAUCGCACCCGGCCGCGUCGACCACCGGGAUUACGCGGCGAGGAACUCGCCCAUCAUGAGGCCGCCGCCCGACAUGAGGGUGGUGAACACAGCGGAUGCCAACAGCUGCAGCUUCGCGAUGCCGCCGCGCGCCGACGUCAGAGACUACACGGCAAGGAACGCGCUGGUGAACCGUGCCGCGACGCAGGCGAGGCCGGGCGACGGCUUCCUACGCAUCGUCGACGUACGGCACUACGACGAGUCGCAGGACAUGGUGAAUGCGGCCGUGCACUGUGCCCAGCAGCAGCAGCACCAGCAGCAGCAGCAACAACACCACCAGCAGCAGCAACACCAGCAGCAUCAGCAGCCACAGGCGUUCACGCACGACAUGACUGGGCGACCCACCGCAACCUGAACCAUCGUGCAGGAUGUUGGCAGGUAGCAGACGAUCGCAUUCACUUUCUUCCUCACUGCGUGUAGAGACACAGCACAUUUUAAUGCCAACGAACAUCACAUCAUCAACAUCGGUGAAUACCAUUCUGUGUCCGUGAGUUGUUGCUGUCACCAUUCUAAAAGCCUGUGUGCAUCAUGUGGCUUCUGUAUGGAGUGCGUGUGGUUUAAGAAUGCUCAUUCAUUUAAAUGUCAUGCAGGGUUUGCACUUCAUAUAUGCAUCACAUGUAGUGGGCCUAUGGCAGAGAUCUGUCUAUUGUAUAACACAAAUUCACAAGUAGCAGCUAUUCCCUGUAGAUUUCAUUACACUUUUUUUUUACUUUCUAAGGUAAACAUGUGGGUCUUUAUCAGACUCCCAAAACUCUGUGUGAAACAGCUUAAGUGCACGCAUGUACCUACUUCCCUGCAGUGACCUUUGCAUCCGCAUUUUUACUGUACUGUCGGAAAACGUCACGAGCUUGGGCGCAUGGUACGGAGCUGUUCUUUUCUUGCAUACUGAUUGCUCUUUGACUGAGGAGUUCCUUGUGCACAGCUACUGCUCAUUUGGCUGCAGUAGCACAGCUUCAGUGUUUGGCCUUCAGAUUUGUAGCGCAUGAACAAUUACCAGUAUGGCCACAACCUCCUCACUUAAUUUCUUCAGUGCUGGUCACUUUGUGUAAGCCUGCUCGCAUGUUGGGCGUGACGCUGCUGUAUGAGGGCGUAAUGGGCCAGGUUCCUAGAGCAGCAGCUUGCCUGAAAAAGUAACGGUGAUGUUGCAAUUUAGAAGUUUGUAUUUGCUGUAACUUUACGUUACCACUUGAAGGCCAACUGCGACGAAACUUCCCUUUGUGAAAUUUGGUUAUAAAUAGGUAGUAUAUGCUAUUGCAAAGCAACCUUGGCAAGGCUGCUAUAGUAGGAUACAACUUAAAAAAAACAGCAGUUGGCAACCAAGGCACGUAGACUGCGCCAGGUUGUUACUCCACCAGCCAAUCACAGAAGCAGACAAAAUCGUUGUCAUACGAUCAUUUCAAAAUGGCUUCUACUUGAUACCUCCGGUGUGUCGACUGUUCUUGAAGAGUCUUCAUUGGCGGAAGCAACGAGGCGUACAACAGACACGGACAAAGUGUAUGAAGUCUGAGCAUUUCACUCUUCAAAAGUACGUGAUACAGUUGAUUUCACUGCUGACCCCAUUUUACUCACGAAACUUCACUGCCAACUGAAGUGAAACUUGACAAUAAAUAGUUGCAGCAAAGCAAGCAUUUUAUUUCAGUUCAAUAAACAAUUGGGCUUUCACCGUUCUGCUAUAUUAUACAAGUGAAAAUGUACAAAAUUACGCGCUUAUAGUUUUAUUUUUGUAGUUACUGCCUUAUUUAGGUAACAGGAAAAGUUAGAAGUACGAACUAUUUGCAGCCUCGUGGAGGAACAGUGGCUGGUGGUUAUGAGCGCAUGGGCGGGGCUUCGCUGCAAACUUGAGUUGUAUCCGACUAUAGGCUGGUAACGUUUUUUUUCGUUAACCUUUAAGCAGACCAAACAUGCACCUAGUUGUUAAUGGAUGUGAUGAUGGAAAGCUUAGCAUAUCACCUCUAAGAAUUUCUGCGUGCUGCGAGGUGGAAAAUUCUCAACGUAAUUUUCAAGAAGCCAAGCUAGUUCUCGACACUUUUGGUUCUUUCCAGCAUGUGGGGAUGUCAGCACUUUUCUCAGUUAUGAUAUGAAUUCAAGCUUUUCGUGUAUCAUCCAGUUGUACUUUAAGCAUAAUAUUUUGCAUAUAUGCUGCUUGAUGUAUCUACACUAUCUGAAACUACGCUUUUUUACGCACUCCAAAAUUUCGUUGCAGUUGGCCAAUAACCAUAUUCUUGAUUGCCAGUCCACCAGUUGCUUCUGAUCUCCAACCGUUGACUGUUAUUCUCUGCUCGUGUGAUGGCAUGUGCAUUGACACCAUGUGUACAUAAUAUGUUGCAUGCAACCGAGAAAGCCUAGACUCGAAAUAUUUCGUGGCAAAACAUAGGCUAGUUUGUGACAGUAUCACAGACAAUGAAGGAGAGUGCUUCUUCCUCUUGUAUUGUGCAGUUUCCAUGAUUCCCAUUUUGUCUUGCACCUAACUUUUGCAAAAAAAAAAAGAAAACACAGUUUAAUUGUGAUUUGGGGAGAGUAGAGCUCCCACUUCAUUGUGAGCUUUGUUGUGGGCUGGCUAGCAGUUUGAGUGGCAAAUAUCAUUUCCAAGUGCAGUAUUCUUACAGUUUCCUUUAGUAUUGCCUUCUGUGCUGUUCUUGCAACAACUGUUGGAUGAUUUGGCUUAAAUAGAUAAUUUGCCAUUGAACUUGCUUUUUCUCGAAUUGCCCUGCAACUACUGUUAAUUGAGGUUAACGUGUAUUGAGAUUUAUUCUAAACAUGACUAUUUUAUUAGCACAGUGAGCCCCUUUUUGGCAUGACCUAGAUCUAGCAGAAAUAGGCAUAUCAUCUGUACUUGGAAAUAUUUAGGCAAACUGUAAUGCUUAUGUAGGUGUAUUCCUUCACUGAUUCACUCGUUUGCACCACAUUUGUCCACAAUGAGUAUUGGCCCUUGCUAGUCUUAACAAAAUACUUUGGCAUGCCCAAAACAGCCUAAAUACGGCAGCAUCGUCAAUGUGCAACUCCUUGCUUUAAUUUGGCAGCAUGUGUCCAUAAUGUCACAAUCUAAACCUGACCUAACAUGGUGAAGUUGAAAAGUGGUGGUGAAGUUGAUCGACAUAUAUAGGUACACCAGGCAAGCUGUAUGAUUCUUUUAGCCACACCUGUGAUUGAAACAUUAUGCCACUCGGUGUAUCACCAGAAUUUUCUUCUCUUGCGGAGAAAAAAGAAAACUUGUGAAUCGGUAUCAAAACCAUUAAAGUUAGCGUUCUUAGAGAGAUUGAAAGUGCCAGAGUUUUUCUUGUGUAUUCUUCAGAUUUGAUAACAUUUAUACAAGAAAAAGUAAACAUAAAAUAGGUUAUAAAAGAAUAAAAGGAACAAGCAUUGCAGUAAAUUAUUUAGGGCACUGUGACACUUCCCUGUACUUUUGAUAUGAUUUAGAUGGUUUGGCCCUUGAUAUUGUAAUGGCCGGGGAGCAAGGAACAGCCACAACAAUAGUACGUACCAGACGACAGAGUGCUUUGGGCCCCACCAUUCUUGUCUGGCGUUUCCUGCUGUGGCUGUUGGCUGUGCACGGCACAUUGCAAGUUGAACGAACACCAACUAGCCCAAUUUCUCGCUGUAAUACUUAUAGACCUUUAAUUAACCCUUUCUGGACCGAUUACAAGUAUAGUCGUCCUGAGAAAAAGUACCUUGCAGUGUGCUUAAAUGUUGGUUCUUUACUGAUUUUUAUUUACACACAAUAAAUGGGGCAGGUAGAGAAAAAAGCCGCGCAGACGUGGUUUGAGGGACACUCAACCCCCUUGGUUGCAUAAAGCUGCAGAGAUUCACACACUUUGCAUAAUAUAUAAAACAUGGAAUGCAAGAGAAAUAAAGUAAUGGAAAGAAUUGUGAGUAAAUCUGUGGCUUUGUUCUAGCUGCAGUUUUUGACACUAGAUUGCCUGUGUCUAGCCUUUUUCUUUAUUUUUGACUGCUGAAAUGCACUGAAAAGUAGGUAAAAUGUUUUUAUUUUUUUUAUUUCCGGCGGUAUGAAGAAGGUUAGCAGAAAAGAAAUGACAAGUGAAAAAUGGCAUGUUGGUACUCUUAAGGCUGUCAGGUGUAAGGAAGGCAUAUAUUAGGUGCAUGCACUGAUUUGGUUUCUGUGUUUUGUGCAUCACCAUUUUUUUCAAUGAGGAAACAUACUUCGUGGAUAAAAGUGAGCUUAUUUGGAACGGUGGUCCAGCACCUUGCUAAUAAACACUAACAUGAGGUAGCUAAGGUGCACUAACACAUGUAGAGCAUUCCUGACUGCAUGCUUUGGAAUAAGAAUUGGAAUACACUAGGAACAGGACCAAUUGUACAAAAUGAAGCUGUCGCAUGUAUCUUCAUUGUGGCACUGUGUGCAAAAAAGAAAUGUAAAAUGAGUUUUCAGCUCAGUGAAAACAGGUGAAAACAACAUGGAAGGCAAUGCCCACUAUGUAAAUUCUUUUACGCUGCUACCCAAAGAGUUGAGGGUGAGAAUGCUUUUUCUUAAUUUGUUAUUUGUCUAUUGUUCAUUGCUGGUCUGAUGAAAGGUAGUUGUGUGUGCAAGUCCUGCAUGUCAGCAUUGCUCAGUGCCACUUCUCGUUGCUAGCACGCAGCACUGUGCGCUUAUUGAGAGUGCAAUUCCAUUGAAUCACAAGCGACAAUGCCGGGUUGAUGUAAUGCAAUUCCUUUUGCUCGAUUGUAUUUUCUAUCGUAUACCGCUUACAAAUGGCUGAUCGUGGUGGUAACAUUAGCAGAGCGCCACUCUGAUCACUGACAAAGUGCAAAGAGGACAUAAGAAUGGGAGUAAAGGCGAUGCAUUAAUUCAGCCUUGAACUUGUGAGUUGCAGCUUUUUCUGUUUUGAAAGCCAGUAAUGGCUUUGUGAAGCCCACGGGACUUAUCCUGGUGUAUUUGUUGUGUUGCAAGUUGUAACUUUUCAUUGUGCAGUCUCUGUCCAAAAAUUUGUUGUGCUGUCACUCCUCUUUUCCACAUUUAAUUCACAAAUCGGGUAAUGCAAAAGCAGCAGGACUGUCAUUGCCCUAAGUAAACUUCCGCUAUAAGUGCAUUAAAGGGAUGCUAAAGCUAAAAAUAGGCUCAGCUGUAUUAGUAAAUUGUGCUUCUAUAAUUAAAAAAAAGAUCUACAUGUACCAUGAGAGAGGGCUUGGUAACCCAGAAAAAUGUGAAGAUAAAAAAAUUGGUGGCAGCGGCGCCUUGAAGUUUCUGCACGAACUCACCAUUAUGUUGUUGCUCAGUGGACCUAGUUAAAUUUUUCAUUGGUAAAAAUGGACUACAUUGUGUCCUAAAGGAGCCGAAGACUAAACAUAGAAACUGUUGAGAACUUCUGCUGAACCACAGUAGUUGAAACAAGAAAAUGCACUUAGCGAGAACCUCAAGUCUGUCCUAGGGGCAUGGUUUUUUGUUAGUCACCAUCAGUCGCAACCUCUAACUUUAUUGUCUGUUUGUGAUGUUUUACUGAGGUUUCACUAUCAAAUAAAAAAAAAAAAUGUGGGAGUUGGUUCUUCACCUUCUCCUCUGGUAAAUGAAUGAAUUAAUGAAUGAAAUUAACGAAAGCAGUUUUGGAAAAAUACUUUAUCAAUAUAAGCUUAUUUAGUUUUUCUGCAUUGACUGCUGGCACCAUUCAGGAAAAAAAAAAAAAUUGGAAGCCCACCGAAAAAACUUUUUCAGCCAUGCUUAUGGCCACUACACUGCUUCGUCACUAACACUUUUCGUUUUGUUGGUGAGUUAACCGAUAAGAAUUAACUUGUGCGAUUGAACAAUGAGGUUAGUAAAACAGGGGCGUUGUGUCAAAGCUGCGCUUGGGCGCUUUCUUGUUAAGGCUCUGAAAUAUUUUGCUGGCUACUGAAAGUAGGGAACCGAUCUCAUCGCCUUCAAAGCACAUGCACACGUGCCUUGCUGGCGCCAUUAACCAUGCACGUGAGUUUGAGGAAUACCUUGAGGGGAAGGCCCAGGGCAAUGUGGGUUUUUCCAGUGUAUUUUGGAGCCCACAUUUAUUGUAGGAUCCUCUAUUGCCUCCCUGUGUCGUGACCUCGCCCUAUUUGCCGCUUUAUCCACUAUGACUACAACUGGAGACAUCCUUUGUAGCAGCAGGGACACAGUGAAGGUCAUGUUGAAAUUGAUUAACUGCUAUCAGCACGCAGGUUGGAAUUGAGAGUAUGACGAAAUGUGAUGAACGUUGAAGAUCAACACCAGCCACAAAAUAUUUAAUAGGGCAAUGCUUCGGCUUCAGCGUGGGAGCCUGGGUCACAAUAAAAUUAAAAAGCAACAAAACAGUUGCCUAAGUACAUUGUCUCAAUCAGUCACAUUACUGCAACAUGCCUAAUUGACUGUUUCAUCACAGUUUUUAUCUCGUGAACAAGGCUCCCAUGAGGGAGCCAAGAAAUUGCUCUACUGUAUCAUUUGUGGUUGGUGUUUGUCAUCAUCUUGCAUCAAAACACACAUUAAUUUGGCUCAUAAAUGUGUGCAUGUGUGCUUCCAUGUGUAAAAAGUGUGUUACGCAGUAAUGUUGCUUUCACUUGUGUGGUCCACAGUGACUGCAAGUUGAGCAGCUUGUGCAGAGAACUCGGUAGUUUUUAAGGAGAGCAACUCUUAAGUUGUAACCCUGUUUUUCUUGUGGCCAUAUUGGCUAAGAACACAUCUUGCUUUGUAAAUUCAGCUGUAAUAUUUUUGUGGAAGCUGCAUGUAUAACUGGUCUCACGCGGAUGCUUUACAUUAACCUUUCUUUGUUUAUACAGUGUGCAGCCUGCGCACUUUUCAGUUUAAACAUUUUCAACAUGCAGUCCUCACUGCAGUCAACAGUGUUUUGUAGUGUGCUUGGCCAUCUUGACGUGCCUCCGUCAGUAUAUUCUGAUUUAAUGUGCGUGUUUGGAGUAUAGCUUAGCGUUGACUCUGCGUUUAUGUUCAUAUGUAACUGUGUCGCGGCUCUUGUCUGCAUCCUCUUGGCUUUUUCCAUUGUGCUAACGAUGUAACUUUUGUCAUUGUGAAAGGUGUGUUUGACCAAUGAGUGCUGUGGACACCAAUGACAGGGGUUGCACAAGAGCUAUGUAUGCAAAUUUCUUAGCGCCAAGUGCUUGUAUUUUGUGAGGUAAGCGAAUCAAAAGUAGGUUAGUGCUCAGAGUCGUCCGAGUGAAAGAAGCAGCAGUUUUCUCGCGAACUUUCAAAACAUUUGCCUGCUUGAGUCGAAGUAGAAAUUUUAAUUGCAAGUAUUCAACAUGUGGCAAGGAAAGAAGCCUGUGCUGUGUGGCUGAACAGGCAAGGUGUACAGAAGAGCUGCGGAUUGGGCGAGUUGGUGUUCCAUGGUAAUAAAAUUCAAACAGCGCUAGACGACAAGACCAGAGAGAGGAGGAGACAAACACGGCGCUGUGUUUGUCUCCUCCUCUUUCUGGUUCUGUCGUCUAGCGCUGUUUGAAUUUUAUUGUUACCCAAGGUGUACAGAACGGAUCGUGUGAUGUGUAUAGUAUCAAUCAAAUGCAUCAUUCAGGUUUAUGGAUGACAAGAGCAAUUCCUUGCCGUCAGCAUCAACUGACCUCCCCGGUCAAGAGCAUUCCUUGGCACUUUCACAACACUGCUUUAAAUAAGGUCAACCUGGUGCCCCUCUAUGUAGGCGAGUUUUUUUUUUUUUAUACAGUUGUGUUUGUGUUCAGGACUUGCUACAAACCUUAAAACAUAUUGCACCAUGAAACGUAUUUGUUUACUUUCAUCGCUGUUCUUGUACCUCAGUGGCUGUGUUCACAGCUAUGGAGAUGACUUUGCAUAAAUUGCCUCUGAGGACUCUCUUGUAUCCAAGUUUCUUUGUGGAGAUGCUACUGCAAGCUUCCAUUAGAUGCUGAUGUCGUGACAAAUAAAGAUUUACUUUGAACAGUA